AUGGGUCUUCAACAGAUUGCUCUCGACUUGUACAGCGAUAUCGACUUCAACGAUAAGAAGUUUCAAACUUCCUUGUUCUUUAUUAUCUUUAACCCGCUCUACUGGAACUUCGGGGCCAGGGUGGAGUACUACACCAAGGCGUUGUCAACGCUCUUCUUCGGCUCGAAGAAGCUGGCCGUCUACGUUUUCUCGCUGACCGUGUUCACCUUGGGCUUGUUCAGGGACGAGAUCUACAGAGCAGCAAUCUCGGAGCAGGCCACGUCGCCGUACCUUGACAACGCCCCAUGCAAGCUUAUCGGCUUGUCCUCGUUCGCGUACGGCUCCACUUUGGUCUUGGGCUCCAUGUACAAGUUGGGCAUUGUCGGUACCUACCUCGGAGACCACUUUGGCUUUUUGUUUGACGACAGAAUCGUCGACUUCCCUUUCAACAUCUGCGACAACCCUAUGUACGAUGGCUCCACCCUUUGCUUCCUCGGUACCGCCUUGUUCUACGGUAAGCCGGCCGGCCUUUUUGCCACCGCCUUGGUGUACACCAUGUACCAGAUCAUCUUGUUGAUUGAAGAACCCUUCACCGCCAUGAUCUACUCCAAGAGAGAAGAGAAGAAGAAAUGA
Molecule: messenger RNA, 612 nt
Organism: Pichia membranifaciens NRRL Y-2026
Lineage: Eukaryota; Fungi; Ascomycota; Pichiomycetes; Pichiales; Pichiaceae
Exons: 2
Coding region: 1-612 (203 amino acids)
Biological process (GO): phosphatidylcholine biosynthetic process
Molecular function (GO): S-adenosylmethionine-dependent methyltransferase activity
Source: RefSeq, a predicted model, not a curated record